AUGUAAAACUUCAUAAUCAUUCAUUUAUAUAAUAAUUCAUAAAUUGAAUAUGUAUAAUUGUUGCCAUUCCAAUACACCAAAUAUUGCCCAUUAUUUGUGAUAUUUCCAUAAAUAAAGUAGGUAUCACAAUUUAAUUAAUCUUCAAUUUUGUAAUUGCCAUCAUUAAUUUCUCUAAUGAUAUAUAUAUUUCUUAUGUCUUACUACUAUUAAGAGUGACAUAGUUAGAGGCUUACCUUCAAGUGUUGAUUGGUUGUAUGAAGGAUCCGAGAUAUAGAUAUUCUUCAAUGGCUAACUUUAGCCUUUAAUAGUAGUAGUGAGAUUGGAGAUAGAUUAGAAAGGGAAAUUAUUUUGGUUUAGGAUUGAAGAUAACUCAUGGAGAACAACCUGGCAUUGGAUACUGAUAAGAUGGUAUGCUUGCUUGACUGAGGAACUAUGGGAUGGAUUACUGAGGAUCAGUCUAGAUGACAUCAUGACCUGCCCCCUUUGUGAAGCGAACUUCAACUCUUAGGACAUUUUUAAACACUCCUGCGCAUCCAAUUUGGCCUUGGAUCUACCAAAGGGCUGGCCAAAAUGAUUUAUUAUUCAACAUCG
Molecule: messenger RNA, 591 nt
Organism: Paramecium octaurelia
Lineage: Eukaryota; Ciliophora; Oligohymenophorea; Peniculida; Parameciidae
Source: the annotation of a GenBank genome assembly